Messenger RNA from Dichomitus squalens LYAD-421 SS1, 508 nucleotides. RefSeq lists its product as uncharacterized. Lineage: Eukaryota; Fungi; Basidiomycota; Agaricomycetes; Polyporales; Polyporaceae. Gene Ontology annotation, molecular function: protein folding chaperone. Gene Ontology annotation, cellular component: endoplasmic reticulum membrane. The record is from RefSeq and is a predicted model, not a curated record. Gene Ontology annotation, biological process: protein insertion into ER membrane. Bases 139 to 471 code for a protein of 110 amino acids. The transcript is spliced from 5 exons.
CCUUCCUGAAUCAUUUCCAGGUGUUAACGAUAUUCCUUAUCUCAGAUCCGUCCUGGUCGGCUCGUGCCGAGAAGAGGCCCUCGACCAACUGGACAUGCGUGGGGACUCGAAGCAGUACUGAGUAUUGCACGACUUACCAUGGCCACGUCCGUCGCUGUCGCACCCGGAGACGACCCUCGCGAUCCUUCCGCGGAGGUGAAGCUGACUUUGCCAGAUACCUGGCAGGUCGAGUCCAUGGACCCUCUCGGUUCCUCGAUGAUGUUCGUGUCGGGAUUGAUCAUGGUGACCCGGAACCGGUACCUUGCGUGGCCCUCCCUUCUGCUCUCUAUCAACAGUGUCACCAACUCUCAUCCGUUGCGCGUGAAGGAGGGUGCGCAGACCGGCCUCAGUGUCAUAAUGCUCGGUAUCGGUGCGCUGCUUGCAUCUUACCUACCCUUGAUCAUGAUCACUCCCAAGCCGGCUGCGGCGUGAUGCUGUAUGUAUGCUUGUUGUCUGUAAUUCAUAUUGU